GGUUUCACGUGACGUCACACCGUUGCGUUCCUUUGGCGCGAAAUUCCAUUGGAGGUCAGGAAGUAAUUUUCUACAGAGGAUCUAGCUGCUGUUACCAUUGUGAAAAUGCCGGUGUGUCGUGUAGUUUACGGUUGUUCCAAUCGAUCCGGCCGAGAGAAAAACAAGAGGUUUUACCGAGUGCCGAAGGUUGUCGUCCAUAAAGCUGAGCAAUUUAAGAAGCUAACCGAAGAACGCCGGGAAAAAUGGCUUUCAAACCUACAUCUGCGGUCGGGAGGAGCAGAGUCGUCUAAUGCACGGGUCUGCAGCGACCACUUCAUCAGAGGGUGCCCUAGCGCUUUGGGUGACGUUGAGUCGGUAGACUGGGCUCCCACUGUUAGCCUCGGUUACCACACAACAAGUAAGCCCAGAUCAGAGGCAUCUCUUCGACGAGAGCAGAGGAUGGAGCUCAAGGAAGACCAACAAAGACAAUCAGAAUGUGCAGAGGCUUUGUUGGAUCUCCUGCAGACAACCGAGAGCCCAGAACCGACGCAGCCCCCGUCUGACAGCCCACAACCAGAGGACACCAGUGGGAUAUUAAAUGACCAACAAGAUGCAGGAUGCCAGACUGAUUUAACGAUGGAGGACAUCGAGAGGAUGGAGGAUGUUCUGAGACAGAACACAACAGAGCUGGGAGAUCUUCGGACAAAGGCACUGGACACAAAGUUCAACCAGGAGUCCUUUGAGAACAACGAAGAGAAAACAAAGUUUUACACCGGGCUCCCCAACUUCUUAGUUUUACUUCAGGUUUUUCAACUGUGCGAGCCCUACAUCACCUUUGGCCCUAUGUCUGUGCUCUCCAAAUUUCAACAGUUCAUUUUAGUUUUGCUGAGGCUGAGACUAAAUCUCCCUCUGAAAGAUUUGGCUUUCAGGUUCAACAUCUCUCUCUCCACUGCUUCUAGAAUUUGGCAUAAGUUAAUUGACAUACUUCACGAGAGUACAGAAUUUAUAAUUGAGUGGCCAGAGCGACAUGUACUUCAAGCUACAAUGCCAAUGGGAUUCAGACUCAGACUAAAGAUGCCUGCAUUCACCAGGGGGAAAAGUCAGCUGUCAGCAUACAAGGUGGAAGAGACAAGAAAAAUAGCUAAUGUGCGUAUUCAUGUUGAAAGAGUCAUAAGAUUAGUCAGAAGAAAAUAUCAGAUUCUGCAAAGCAGGGCUGUGCCCAUAGAGCACAUGCUAACAAAACCAGGUGAGGCACUAGCAUUAAUUGACAAGAUUGGGGUUAUUUGCUGUGCCUUGUCUAAUCUGUCAGUGUCUGUCGUCCCAUUGGAGUAAAGUCAUGGAGCUGUAGUCUUGUAAAUAAGAAACCAUGUAUUAUUCAGUAUCAUUUAAUCUUUUCAGUAAACAUCUUUUUGUGUUCAAACA
This is a messenger RNA of Gymnodraco acuticeps, 1401 nucleotides long. RefSeq lists its product as uncharacterized. The record is from RefSeq and is a predicted model, not a curated record. Lineage: Eukaryota; Metazoa; Chordata; Actinopteri; Perciformes; Bathydraconidae. The transcript has 3 exons. The coding region runs from base 106 to 1311 and encodes 401 amino acids.